AUGCGUGCGGUGGUGGUAGCAGCAGACGUGAUACUGCUCCUGAGCAUGGGGGGGACCUCAAACUCUCUUUGCUCGCCCACCAUGUUUUACAGAGACUGCUGGAUCCGUCGCUUCCCAGGUCUUCUGAUUGACCUGGAGGAGUCUCAGAAGCUGGGGGCCCAGUUCCUGAGGUAUUAUUCUGAAAACACCGGUCAGAAGUGCAGUCGGAACUGCUGUCUUAGGAAGGAUGUGUCCUGUAACCUGGCUGUCUUCUUCCAUGAUCCUAUUCAUGACAAUGUCAACUGCCUCCAUGUUCACUGCCCAACCCUGGACAGCUGCAUAUUGGAGCCUGGAACCAGUGCCAUUUUAUAUAACAUAACAGAUGGUAUAGAUCCUGACUUGCUGGUUUUUGAACAAUCACUGCCCACGUAUCUAAAUACCCGUUCUUCAUCUGAUACAUGGGAGAGACUAAGGAUUCUAAAAGCUAUGUAUUUAGAUAAACAACAAACCGCCAUGAUAAACCAAAUGCUACCAUCAAUAGAGGCUCCGUCACCAACCACACAUCAAGAUUUGUUGGCAACCGCAAAUAAUACUAGGUAUUCCAAGGAAUUGACCACAGGCUCUUGGGCAAGAUUCAUUGCCCUGAAUGACUCCAUUACCACAAAGAUAAAUACGGUGUCAGCCAGUACUGACGUCAACAAUCCAGAUAACAAGACUGUUUCUCCUUUCUUUGUGCCCAGAGACACAAAACUUUCUCGUAUGCCUAGUCCCUCCCAACUCAACAGCAGUAAACAAUUACUAAACAAGACCAAAGGGUACAACAGCAGAAACCAUACAUCUGAGAAUGAAGACUCAACACCCGAUGGGGCACCUGUGACUCCUGCAAAGAUGUGGCUGGUUCCUGUGGCCCUCUGCACCUCUGUCAUCUUUCUUUGCUCUUGUGUAGUCAUCCAGCAGUAUGGCCAGUAUAAACCAGGGCAGAGAAAGUCAGGACCCAGGCAAACUAAAAAAUGUGCCAAUCGGAAGGAGUUCUCUUACUGA
Budorcas taxicolor (takin) is the source of this 1020-nucleotide messenger RNA. It is a transcript of the gene MANSC4, whose product is annotated as MANSC domain containing 4. Bases 1 to 1020 code for a protein of 339 amino acids. The record is from RefSeq and is a predicted model, not a curated record. Lineage: Eukaryota; Metazoa; Chordata; Mammalia; Artiodactyla; Bovidae. The transcript is spliced from 3 exons.